CUUCGUAAAAACCAUUUCCGAAAAAGAGUCUAAAGAAGUGAAGAACAAGAAAUCUAAGAAGAAAACAAAAUGGCCGUCCCCACUGAUGAUAUGGAGAUGGAGAAGAUUGCCGAAGAUGAACUAUCCAAAUUGCAGAGACAGUUCCGAGUGAUGGAGAUCGACCGAGCGACGGUGACGAGCAGCGUGCAGCCGACUCUGAGGGUGCAGAGGAAUAUAAUCAGGAGUCUCAACACGGAAUUGGAGAAGAUCAUGAUGGAACUCAAGCUAACGAAAAGCACAUCGAACGUUCUAGAAAACGCCAGAACCCGCCAGAAUCUGGUAUCACUUCUAUCGGAGCACGAGAGAUGUUCAGCGGAGGUGAAACAGCAUAGGGCUACCAUCAGCGAGCUGGACUUCCUCCUCAGACAGGUGCAAAAGGAAAUAAAGGGUCUCAAGAGCAAAGGCACUGGAUGCGAAAUGGAGUACGCCAACACCCUAACCAAUCAGACGAUGCUGAGCCAGCUGGAGAACCGACUGGAUACGGCCAUGAAGAAGUUCAACACGGUCAACAGUGAGAACUUCAACAUUCGCCUCGAGAUAGACAAGUUGCUUAGAGAUCGCCAAUUUUUCAACAUGAUCUGGAAGGGCCAGGUGAAGCGACUGAUGGACGGCAAGACCCAGAUUUUGGAUUUGGUAGAACAAGCCAUCACCACGUACGACCAGAGGGAAGAGUGGUGCUCCAAACUCGACGCCUUGAAGGAGAAGGCUGCUGUGGAUUACAGGAAGCAUUGCAUGGAAGUCCGCGAGCUGCAAAGGCAGCUGGAUCACAGCUUAAAGUUAGAGGAGUUCCUGAGGACAAAGGGAACGGUCAGACUGACAGCAGCCGACGCCAAGGCCGAGGCGAAGAGGCUGGAGCAGCAAGAAGCUGAAUUGAGGACUUAUAACAACUAUGUUAACAUCUUGGAGGCUAUUAAGGAGUUUGCCGGCGAAGAUGACGUGUCCAAGUUGAUCCUGGAGUUCAACCGGCGCGAGGAGGAGAACUAUGCGUUGUUCAACUAUAUCAACGAAGUCAACACAGAGUUGAAGAACUUGAACGAUAAUGUUAAGACGCUUAAAGUUACCAUUGAGGAAGAACACGCCAAAUACGAAGCCAAACUUCUCCAGCAGCAGGACAGCAUAGAGUCUCUGAAAUCCACUUUGGAGAAGAAGAAAGAGUCGACGAAGAAUCUCCGCGUGGCGUGCGAGAGAAGCGAGGAAGUGUUGGCUAUCCUGCUCCAACACAUACAGACUUUGGCUCAGUCUUCCGAGUGCAACUCACUUCCACUACUCAAACUCCUUGGCAAGUACUUCGAGGUGAACGUGACAAACGCGCGACUUUACAUCAAGAGUUUAGAGAAGAAGAUAUCGGAGAUAGUCGACGUCAUCAAGGUCGAUGAGUACUUACAACGCUGGUCGGACAGCAAGGAGCGCACGCCGCCGUCGUCCCGGCGCCGCCGCCCGCGCCCCGCGCCCUCCCCGCGCGCCCCCACCCGCACGCCGCUGCCUCUCUCACAGAGAGGAUAGACUACAAAGGCUAUCUACCAAGAGUUUAGCGGAAUCCGAAUGUCAUGUUUUGAAUAUUGUUUUGUAAUUGUUUCUAAAAUGUUACUCAUAACUAAAUUUAUACACUGCCCGAAUCAUAUUAUUGGACCUUAAUGCUACUGCGUUAAGACACAAAUUUGUCUGUACGCAAUAUAAGUAAUAUUCAAUUUGUUUAACUAAAACAAUGUAACACUUAAAAA
Plodia interpunctella (Indianmeal moth) is the source of this 1760-nucleotide messenger RNA. RefSeq names its product coiled-coil domain-containing protein 63-like. The transcript has 10 exons. The record is from RefSeq and is a predicted model, not a curated record. The coding region runs from base 70 to 1542 and encodes 490 amino acids. NCBI's taxonomy places the organism in Eukaryota, Metazoa, Arthropoda, Insecta, Lepidoptera, Pyralidae.